Juglans microcarpa x Juglans regia is the source of this 2512-nucleotide messenger RNA. Its product is annotated as ETHYLENE INSENSITIVE 3-like 1 protein. Gene Ontology annotation, cellular component: nucleus. Bases 337 to 2175 code for a protein of 612 amino acids. The transcript is spliced from 2 exons. The record is from RefSeq and is a predicted model, not a curated record. Gene Ontology annotation, molecular function: DNA binding; DNA-binding transcription factor activity. Lineage: Eukaryota; Viridiplantae; Streptophyta; Magnoliopsida; Fagales; Juglandaceae.
CCCAUCUCCACUCUCUCAGGUGUCAUCUCAGACCCACCACCCUCUCUCUCUCUCGUCUCUUCUCUUCUCUUCUCUUCUGGUAGAAAAAAGAAACCACAGCUCUCUCUCUCUAUCUCUCUCUCUCUCUCUCUCUCUCCCCCCGUUUGUAACACGGCAGAGGACUUCAAUGGCCGACGCGAAGAAAUAAACAUUCGGGCAGACAUCGAUUGGAGUUCAUCGGCCUGACUCAGUUCAAUAUUGGAAAGGCCAAGGAUUUCAACUGAUAUUUUCAUAGAGUCUGGAUAUUGAUUGCAGAGUGAGGGAACAACUGCGCUGAUCUUUGUGCGCUGGUGGUGAAUGGGAACCUUUGAAGACAUGGGUUUUUUUGGCAAUCUAGAAUUUCUUUCAGCUCCUCCUGGGGAAGGUGAUGUAGUUCCUGAGCGUGAAGCAGAGGUGACAGUGGAGGAGGAUUACACCGAUGAUGAGAUGGACGUUGAUGAGUUAGAGAGGAGGAUGUGGAGAGACAGAAUGCUAUUGAGGCGGCUCAAAGAACAGAAUAAAGGAAAGGAGGGGACCGACAAUGCAAAGCAGCGCCAAUCCCAGGAGCAAGCUCGAAGGAAGAAGAUGUCUCGUGCUCAAGAUGGUAUCCUGAAAUAUAUGCUGAAAAUGAUGGAAGUGUGUAAAGCACAAGGUUUUGUGUAUGGGAUUAUUCCUGAGAAGGGCAAGCCGGUGAGUGGAGCCUCUGACAAUCUGCGGGCAUGGUGGAAGGAAAAAGUCAGGUUUGAUCGUAAUGGUCCUGCUGCAAUUGCCAAGUAUCAGGCUGAUCAUUCGAUCCAUGGGAAGAAUGAAGACUGCCAAACAGUGGCAUCCACUCCCCACACCUUGCAGGAGCUCCAGGACACGACUCUUGGGUCACUUUUGUCAGCUCUGAUGCAGCACUGUGACCCACCCCAGAGGCGUUUUCCAUUGGAAAAGGGUGUUUCACCACCAUGGUGGCCCACCGGGAAUGAAGAGUGGUGGUCUCAAGUGGGUUUGCCUAAAGAUCAGGGGCCUCCCCCAUACAAGAAGCCUCAUGAUCUGAAGAAGGCUUGGAAGGUAAGUGUUCUCACAGCUGUGAUUAAGCACAUGUCCCCUGACAUUGCUAAGAUCCGAAAGCUUGUUAGGCAGUCAAAAUGCUUGCAGGACAAGAUGACCGCCAAGGAGAGUGCCACUUGGCUGGCUAUUAUAAACCAGGAAGAAGUUCUGGCCCGAAAGUUAUAUCCUGAUAGAUGUCCACCUUUAUCAGCUGCUGGGAGUGGGUCUUUUGUCGUCAGUGAUGCUAGCGAUUAUGAUGUUGAAGGGGUGGAUGAUGAACCAAAUGUUGAAGUAGAAGACUGCAAGCCUUGUGAUGUUAAUCUCUUCAAUAUUGGGGCUGCUGGACCAAGAGAUAGGCUUAUGAUGGCACCAGUAGAUCACCAAAUUAAGGGUGAGCUCAUUGAAAUCAACUCAGAUUUUACUCAAAAGAGGAAGCAGCUGGCUGAUGAGCCGCAUACUAUGAUGGAUCAAAAGAUAUAUACCUGUGAGUACCCCCAAUGCCCAUAUAACAAUUACCGCCUGGGGUUUCUGGACAGGAACUCUAGAAACAAUCACCAAACGACUUGUCCAUACCGUGGUAAUUUUGCCCAAGUGUUUGGAACAUCAAACUCUCAAAUCAAUAAUGACAAGCCAACGGUCUUCUCUCUGCCCUUUGCUCAACCUAAGCCAGCCACUCCACCUAUGAACCAGACAAACCAGACUCCUUUCAGUGUUUCAGGACUUGGACUUCCUGAAGAUGGGCAGAAAAUGAUCUCUGAGCUUAUAUCAUUCUAUGAUACUAAUCUUCAGCGUGGUAAAAGCAUGAAUCCUGGGAACCUCAAGGCUACAGAAGAUCACAACCAGCAGCAGAAGUUUCAACUUCAGAUGGACGAUAACUAUUACAACCAAGGGGUUAUUAUGGGGGGAAACAUGUCUGAAGAAACCAACAUGCCCAUUCAUCCCACGGUGUUCCCCACAGCAGAAGUUCAGUUUGAUCAGUGUAAGGCAUUUGAUCCUCCAUUUGAUAACAACCCCCCCAAUAAUAUUGCCGACUUCAGGUUCAGCUCUCCGUUUAGCCUUCCAUCUGUUGAUUAUACAGUGGAUUCAAUGCCAAAGCAAGACAUCUCUCUGUGGUACCUUUGAAGAAAAAAUCAGAACCUGUAUCUUAGGCUUUCUUUGGUCGACACCGCUAGUAGAUAUGGAAGGCUGUAUGAAGGACGGAGCUUAUAUCUUUUGAGUUCCACAGGCUGGAUGGAUGCAGCCUCUUCCUUUUCUGAUUCUAGUUUUGUAAUAUAUAUAUAAGCUUGUUUUACUGAGACGUUUAAAACCCACCUGAACUUGAUGCUAGUUCUGCAAUGCUAGGUGUUAGGAUGCUUUCAGUGCAGUACUGAAAAGGGCCAAUAAAGAACUGUGAAGGACCAAUCCAAUACUGUACUGCUAUUGAAAUGUUUAGAAGCAUAAUCAUCCUCCUGUUGCAAAA